Messenger RNA from Cannabis sativa, 2435 nucleotides. RefSeq names its product probable inactive ATP-dependent zinc metalloprotease FTSHI 3, chloroplastic. Gene Ontology annotation, molecular function: zinc ion binding; metalloendopeptidase activity; ATP binding. The record is from RefSeq and is a predicted model, not a curated record. Gene Ontology annotation, cellular component: membrane; chloroplast thylakoid. Gene Ontology annotation, biological process: proteolysis. The transcript is spliced from 4 exons. Bases 311 to 2251 code for a protein of 646 amino acids. NCBI's taxonomy places the organism in Eukaryota, Viridiplantae, Streptophyta, Magnoliopsida, Rosales, Cannabaceae.
AAAUUUAUAUUAGACUGUUAAAAAUUAGGAUUUGCCAAACUCCGGGCAACAAAACACCGCGUGGCUUAUCUCUUAGCCUCAAACGGGACCUAAUCGAAACCCAAAAAAUACGUAUUUCUUCCAAGCUAGUAAACCUUCUCUUCCGUCUUCACCAGACGAUUCAAUCAGGUCAGUUGCUUCAUCAACCUGUUCAAAGCUGGUAGCUUUAACUCCAUUCAUUUAGUUUUUUAUAUUUCAAAUCACAAAAUGGAUAUACAGUUAGUGGCAGGAAGUCUUGCUCAUUAGUGGUAGUUCUGUAGUAUAUAGAGACAUGGCUUGUUUUUCUAUUUCUUGCAGUAAUGGGUUAUUUAUUACCCACAACAAGUUGGAAUUUUGUGGUGGAAAAACCAAGCCUUUGAGGGGAUGUGAACGUUUUUGUUAUACUUCUUUUCCCUACAGUUAUAAGGGAUUUCAUAAAUUUAAUAAAUCUCAAGUUGGGUUGCUUUGGAAUGGUAAUUUUAGUUCAUUGAUUAAUGAUAAGGGUAGAGUUGCGCCAUUUGGGUUCUGUAGCUGUUGUAAAUUGCAUCAUGGGUUGCCUUGUAAAGAUGAGAUUAAGUCAAUGAGGAGUGGAAACAAUGGAGAUAAACAAUCCUAUUUAGGGAAAAAGGAAAAGGGCAAAAUGAGAAGGAGAUUUUCAUUGAGAUUACGUCCGAGAUUGCGGUUAUUGACUAUUAGAAUGAAGAGAGUUUCAAUUGAGACAAUGUUGAAUGAUGUCAAGACUUAUGUGCGAAAGAAUAUAAGAAGAGUAUUGCUAUCUGGCUCUGUUUCAGUUGCAUUGGGGAUGUGCUAUUUGUUUUUGAAACUAACAGCAUUGCCAUCUCCAAAAGUAGUUCCAUAUUCAGACUUGAUAGCGAACCUUCAAAACGGGUCUGUUACAAAGGUUCUGAUUGAAGAGGGGUCUCGCCGUAUAUAUUACAAUACAAACUUGCAGAGUGAAGAAGCAGGUACUCAAAAGUCCAAUGGAGAAGCAAUGCCAAUAAGUUUGCCAAAUGAAGAUGAGGCCAGUAAGGUUGAGAGUGAUAUUGGUACAAGAUCUGUCACACCACAAAGUUUCAAUAUAUUGAAGAAAUCCUCAAAGGCUCGGGCUUCAAUCCCUGAGUGGCAGUAUGGCACAAGAAAAGUAGACCAUGAUGAAAAGUUUCUUCUUAGCUUGAUGCGAGACAAGGGAACUAGUUAUAGCUCAGCCCCUCAAUCAUUAUUGAUGUCAAUGAGGAGUAUUUUGAUAACUGUUCUAACUCUAUGGAUUCCUUUGAUUCCUUUGAUGUGGCUCCUUUAUCGGCAACUUUCUGCUGCUAACAGCCCUGCCAAAAAGAGGCAACGCGAUACCGAGGUAGUUGGUUUUGAUGAUGUUGAAGGUGUUGAUUCUGCUAAAGUGGAGCUCAUGGAGAUAGUUUCAUGCUUACAAGGUGCUAUAAACUACCAAAAGCUUGGAGCAAAAUUACCCAGAGGUGUUUUACUGGUGGGUCCUCCAGGAACAGGGAAAACGUUACUUGCCCGUGCAGUGGCUGGAGAGGCAGGUGUACCAUUUUUCACUGUUUCUGCUAGUGAAUUUGUGGAGAUGUUUGUUGGAAGAGGGGCAGCACGCAUUAGAGACCUUUUCCUUGUGGCAAGGAAAUCUUCCCCUUCAAUUAUUUUCAUUGAUGAACUUGACGCGGUUGGAGGAAAGCGUGGUAGAAGUUUCAAUGAUGAGCGAGACCAAACACUGAAUCAGUUGCUGACAGAAAUGGAUGGAUUUGAGUCAGACAUGAAGGUAGUUGUUAUCGCAGCGACCAAUAGGCCAGAAGCAUUGGAUCCAGCCCUUUGCCGGCCAGGCCGAUUUUCGAGAAAAGUAUAUGUAGGAGAACCGGAUGAAGAAGGAAGGAGAAAGAUCUUGGCUGUCCAUUUGAGAUAUGUUCCUCUAGAGGAAGAUAUGAAUCUAAUAUGUGACUUGGUUGCUUCCCUUACCCCAGGUUUUGUAGGUGCCGAUCUUGCAAAUAUUGUCAACGAAGCUGCUUUACUCGCUGCUCGCAGAGGUGGUGAAAUUGUUACAAGAGAUGAUAUAAUGGAAGCAAUUGAAAGAGCAAAGUUUGGAAUUAAUGAUAAACAGCUGAGGCCUUCUACAAUAGGGAAGGAGCUGGGUAAACUGUUUCCAUGGAUGCCAUCUUUGGCAAGAAAGAGUGACACCAGAACAGAAGGGUUUCAAGAUCCAUUAGGAUAUCAGACUUUAAGCUGAAGUGAAGAAGAGAGUAUACAAAGAGUCUAUUGAUGUAACUUAUAUUGGAUUUUGGACUUGAAUAUCCAUUUAAAUUUGGAUUGGUAAUUUUUUUUUAUUAUUUGUUACCAUCUAUUGAACAUAUAAAUUUUCAUAAGAAUGACAUAAAUGGAAUCUCAAAACUAUUACUUGAAUUUGAGCUUCA